Messenger RNA from Aspergillus oryzae RIB40, 1239 nucleotides. RefSeq names its product putative C6 transcription factor. Gene Ontology annotation, biological process: regulation of DNA-templated transcription. Lineage: Eukaryota; Fungi; Ascomycota; Eurotiomycetes; Eurotiales; Aspergillaceae. The record is from RefSeq and is a predicted model, not a curated record. The transcript is spliced from 2 exons. Gene Ontology annotation, molecular function: DNA-binding transcription factor activity, RNA polymerase II-specific; zinc ion binding. The coding region runs from base 1 to 1239 and encodes 412 amino acids.
AUGCGCCCGAAACUCACCAAGCGAGCCUGCGACGAGUGCAUUACCCGCAAAGUUAAAUGCAGCGGCGCCUGGCCCUGUGACACAUGUCGCAGUGCUCCAAAACAGGUGAAAUGCACAUACCUCAAACCGGCGCGUAGAAGAGGUCCGAAAGUUAGACGUCAAAUGGGAAAUAUCGAGUCUGUGAGCUCCGUUUCGGAGACAAAUGCUUCCACUUCGUUGAAUGGGGGUGCUUCGAACGAAAGUCAUGAUGGACACAGGACGAUCUCUCGGCCAGUUCUCGAAAAGGUGGUGCGUUGGUACCAGCAUUCAUCGUACAGUGUUUGGCCUGUGAUUGAUGCAGAGGUGCUUGUGUGGCGAUUCGCGGAUGGUGAUGGCUAUGAUACUAGCAUUUAUUGUCUUGCCACAGCGCUUUGCGCAGCGACGAUGGCGCAGUUGCAGCUUCCGCCGUUGAUAGAUGAUGGAGGACUUGUCGAUUGUGCGGCAAUGGCAAGUGAGUGCAUAAGGGUGCGUGAGGAGAGCAAUUAUAGAGAAAAUCUCGAUAUGAAGAGUAUUCUUGUUUCUUUUUUCUUGCAUGUCUAUCAUGCCAAGAUCAAUAAGCGGAAUUCGGCAAUGAUGUUCAUACAAGAAGCUAUCUCUGGAGCGAGGCUUUUGAAAUUAGAUGAGUGGGACUGUGGCACGAGGGCCGGUGAUGAUAGAGUCAUUGCGAACGACGAGAUUUUAGGUAACGUCACCUUUGUGUUUGCGAAUGCGGGUAAAGUGGAUGUUGAUCUUCUCAGGGGCUAUGCAAUGCAUCUUGGACUCUUGCCAUCGUAUACAAGUCCGAUUCGCUUACCGGAGAGAAUAUAUUUAGCAGGCAAUGAGUAUGCUCAAGGCUUACUGGAGCUAGCUAGGCUCUUCGCGGCUUUUGAUAGUGUCUCUCUUAAACGGAGCACCGGCACUUUGAACCCUGAUGCCAUCUCGGUCGAUUGCCUUACAGAGACGGAAGCGGCGUUGUCCAUGCUUUCGCUAGGAGAGGGUGGCAGGGCCUCUGUCCGUAUGGCGGACUAUUGCAUUACCAGGGAAUGGAUGAGGACUAUCAUCUGGCAGGAAGCAUUGUCUCGACAGAUGUUAUCCUCUAAAGCGUACGCUGAGCUUCUUACAUUCAAAUUCCCAGCCCGCGUCAGUCGUGAUCUUUUGUAUUCAUUACAAGGUUUCUCCGAGUCUGAUUUGUUGCCUCUAGGCCGUGAUCAGGUAUGUUAG